Molecule: messenger RNA, 738 nt
Organism: Filobasidium floriforme
Lineage: Eukaryota; Fungi; Basidiomycota; Tremellomycetes; Filobasidiales; Filobasidiaceae
Exons: 3
Coding region: 1-738 (245 amino acids)
Source: RefSeq, a predicted model, not a curated record
AUGAACUUGCAUGAGCCUACUCAAGACGACGACUUGGAGGUGAACGUCCAAAUCACCACAGCCUCCUCGAGGGGAUUCGCCUGCACUCGCGCCGUUCUUCACGCCGCCCUGGCCAGCCUUUCGUUGGCAUACAGUGCGGUGCUUUGGCAUGUACCCGACGCCUUGUAUAGACUUGGUUCUUUCGGUGCCUACUGGGGCACGGAAGAAGAAUGGGACCAGAUGAUCAACGUUACUCGUUUUCUGUCUCAACUCGGCUUGGUUUACCUCUGCUUCGGAUACCUAGAAGCGAGUUGUUGUCAAAACACGGACAAGUCUCCACUUCUACACAGAGUGGGGGUCUGUCUUGUCUUUGAGGGCUUGUUAGCCGCUCUCUGGAUCGACGAGUUUUACAUCCACGCGGACAAGAUGGCUGCUCUGGCUCGUUACGACAACAGCUGGAUUACCUACACCCUAGUUAUCACUGCUCUUUCUAUUUGCACCGCUUGGACCAUCUCGACGGCUCACCUCCUGGUCCCCUUUGUACACCGGUUAUCGUUACCUGACGAGAUGCCCGUGCUAACCUUACUCGGCCGAGGCGUCGAGGAUUACCCUUGGCCUGUAGAGAAAGCUCGAAUCCGACUGAUCGGCGAUGAGUUAGAGAUCACCUUUGGUGUGGAGGAAGAAGUUGUGGACCUCGAUCGAACCGGUCCGAUCAUCACGGAAGAAAAAGGGGAUCUCGUAUCUUAUGAUCUUGUUUGA